UUGCGUUUGCGAUUUGACGGAAACUGAGUCGUGAUCAUCCGGUCCAGCCGUGGGUGGAUAGCCUUCCCUAUUUACCUUCCCCUUCGCUGAGAUUAUUGUCGUGCCAGUUUGCCGAGUGGCUACAUGGACGACUGUUAUUCGCCGUUUUGGGGGUAACGUCUCUCGCUUGUUUCUCGACGUGUGUGUCAAAUAAAAACGUCUAGGACUCUAGGGACAUCCCCUGAGUGUUUGGACGAAGACCGACCGUCUUUUUCCCAGGCUAAGCUAACAGCAGCACGGCGGAACGGGUGGGGGAGGAUUUUUAUAUUUCGGCCCUCGGGAAGCGAAUAUAAAUACCGUCUCAGGAGUGUGUUGUGGAACAAUGACAAGCGCAGGAAGUAGAUCUAAUGGAGGCGAGCUUCUCGGAGGGGAAGACACGUCAGUGUAUGAGUAUCGGUUAAACAAUCAAUAAAGAGGUGUAAAGUAGUUAGGCUAAGCGAAGCUAUUGGCUAAAUUGAUCAAGGAAGUUGACUAGCCACAUUGCUAACUCGGCGACAAAUGUAUUACUGGACCAAGGGUCGUCUCAAACGUCUGACUUAUUAAUAUAUUUAAUGAUUCACACAACAGGCUGGUGAUGCGAAUUUUUAAAGCUGAAGUUUAGAAAGUCACAAAUUACCGUAGGCUUUAACCACAACGCUAGCUAAUGUUAGUUGGUAAACCGUUAGCUAGUGAGUCGGAGCUUGUUGUAAACAAAGGGUCCCAAGCUCCACCUGUCCACAGCAACGUUACACCUUGAGGUAUCGUUGACAUAUUGUUUGACGGACACCGUUGCCCUUUUUUUUAUAACGGUGACACUAAUUCUCAGAAAUGGAUUUAAAGACGGCAGUAUUUAACGCAGCCAGGGACGGUAAGCUCCGGCUGCUUCAGAAACUGUUGGAGAACAAAGAUGGACACGAGGUGACCAAGUUGAUGGGCGAGAAGACAAACGGGGCCACCCCGCUCCUGAUGGCCUCACGGUACGGCCACCUGGACCUAGUAGAGUAUCUGCUGGAGUGCUGCAGCGCUCCUGUUGAGGUCGGUGGGUCGGUGAACUUUGACGGGGAGACCAUCGAGGGUGCGCCCCCUCUCUGGGCAGCCUCGGCGGCGGGUCACCUGAAGGUGGUCCAGUCCCUGCUGGGCCACGGAGCUUCUGUCAACAGCACGACUCUGACAAACUCGACACCCCUGAGGGCAGCCUGCUUUGACGGUCACCUGGACAUUGUAAAAUACCUGGUGGAGCACAAAGCUGACUUGGAGGUGGCCAACAGACACGGCCACACGUGUCUUAUGAUUUCCUGCUACAAAGGACACAAGGAGAUAGCACAGUACCUGCUGGAGAGGGGUGCAGAUGUCAACAGGAAAAGUGUAAAAGGCAACACGGCGCUGCAUGACUGUGCAGAGUCGGGAAGUCUGGAGAUCAUGCGGAUGUUACUGCAGUUUGGAGCAUCCAUGGAGCAGGAUGGCUACGGCAUGACACCUCUGCUCUCUGCCAGCGUCACAGGCCACACUAACAUCGUAGACGACCUGACGACACACCAGCAGACGAGCCCCACGGAGCGCAUUGAUGCCCUGGAACUUUUAGGAGCCACGUUUGUUGACAAGAAGAGAGAUUUGCUGGGAGCUUUAAAAUACUGGAAGAGAGCCAUGGACCUCAGGUACCUGGACAGUAGCAACAUUGUCCAUAAACCAGAACCCAAGCAGCUGAUCAUGGCAUAUGACUACGCCAGAGAGGUAACGAACGGAGAAGAGCUGGACGGGCUGAUAUCUGACCCGGAUGAGAUGCGCAUGCAGGCACUGCUCAUCCGUGAAAGAAUCCUCGGCCCACAACAUCCAGAUACGUCUUAUUACAUCCGUUACAGAGGUGCUGUCUACGCGGACUCUGGGAACUUUGAGCGCUGUAUUAAUCUGUGGAAGUAUGCUUUGGACAUGCAGCAGAGCAACCUGGACCCCCUUAGCCCCAUGACGGCCUCCAGCUUGCUGUCGUUCGCUGAGCUCUUCUCCUUCAUGCUGCAGGACAGAGCCAAAGGGCUCCUGGGGACAUCGGUGUCAUUUGAGGACUUGAUGGGGAUCCUUUCCAAGAGUGUGUUGGAGAUUGAGCGGGCAGUCAAACAAAAUGGACUGAUGCCUCCUGACCCUGCACAGCUCAGCAAGGCCCUGUCAAUCAUCCUGCACCUCAUUUGUCUUUUAGAGAAGGUGCCCUGUACUGCAGAGCAGGACCACUUCAAGAAGGAAACUAUAUAUAAAUUCCUGAAGCUCCAGCCGUGUGGUAAGAACGGCUACAGUCCACUACACCUGGCAGUCGACCGCAACACCACCUGUGUGGGCCGCUAUCCCGUCUGCAAGUUCCCCUCCCUUACAGUCGCCUCCAUCCUACUUGAGUGUGGCGCGGAUGUGAACAGCCGCGAUGAAGAUGACAACAGCCCCCUUCACAUAGCCGCAUCCAACGGUCACCCUGACAUCAUGAACCUGCUGAUCUCAUGCGGGACUCACUUUGACAGCACCAACGCCUUCCAACAAACGGCCUGCGACCUCCUGGACGAGAAGGAGCUGUCCAGGAAUAUAAUCCAGCCCAUAAACCACACCACGCUGCAGUGCCUGGCCGCCAGGGCCAUCGUCAAGCACAGCCUCAGUUACCGGGGAAACAUCCCCGAGAAACUAGAGGCCUUCGUCUUGCUCCACAGAUAAUGAUUGUAAAGGAAUGGAUGGAUGAAAAGAGGCGGAGGUGUGAUCACGUGGCGUGGACCGGACAGACUGAGGAGCGCAAUAGUUCAAGGCCUGACUCGCAAGGUGUUUGAGGCACAAUUUUGUGGGUUAGGUCUGCAAAUUCAAACUGUUUGGAAAGUAUGAACUUGGAAGAUUGGUGUGAACAAAAAUGUCCCCAUUCAACCAGGAUAAACUGAAAAAUCGUAGUAAAUGGAGGAAUGAGUUACUGUUCUCUUCCUCAGUUUGCUCUUUCAUGGAGCCACAGCUCUGACUGGUCACAGCCUGAGCCUGGGGAUGUAUUACGAGUGGAUUGCAACAAGGACAAAUGCAGUUGUAUCUAUCGCUGGAUGAACUAAGCAAGGGGUUUACAUAUUUUUGCUUUAGAAAAAUUAGAUUUCGUUUUUGCAUAGUCCACUAUGCUAUUUAUUGAAUGAAACUUGAGAGAUUUUUCUCCAUGCUGGCUCCAACCUAGCCUCAACUUUGCCUGCUUCUCUCUUCUCAAAGCAAGGAUUGAGGCAUUUCUACAUAUGCUGGGACUUCAGGUUAUUUUUUUGUUUGUCCCAUCACUGUUGCCAACAGUCAUGGACCCUUCCUCAGUCCUCAUUAGGUUACUCCUUCUUUUUUUUUUUUUUUACUUUUUACAUAGCAUUUAGUUAUUGUCAUGCAACUCUGGAUAUCUGCCAAGUGGUGUGGAUUCUAGACUAAUUUGUCGUUCCCACUUUAGUGUAUAUCAAAGCUUUAAGAGAAGGGUUUAAUGUCUGCGAACACCAUAAGUGCUUUAUUCUUCCUAUGCACAGGCUAGGCUGUUGGAAAGAGAGACUGUUGUAUUCUGUGCCGGCACUUGUCUGUGCAAUAUCUCAUGAGUUUUUGUGUUUACCUCAUUGCUGCCGUUUCCUUCAGUAUCCCCGUACUUCACCCAGAGAAGGGGGGGGGGGGGGGGGGGAGGGGGAUGCAACACCAUUGUACUGAUUGUUGUAAGAAGAGCGAAUGAAUUUGAGUGCUUGUGUAUGUGUGUGAGUGCCACGCAGUGUGUUUGCAGAGUGUUUUAGAGCUUACACAAACUAUUGAGGACUAGAGUUUGGUGAAGUGGCACUCAUGGAGAUUCCAUAAUGCACGUGACUGCCACUAGAAACCACAGCGGCCAAACUCUGUUUCUACACCCGCUGGAUUGUGCAGGCUUGUACACAGAAGUGACCUCUUAACGUUUAUACAUGGCCCACCUUUAAAUGCCAUCAUUCUUUUAAAAAUCGUGAUCAAAAAGAGAAAAUCUAGGUAGGUUACCAACAUUGGUCCACUGUGCAUGUGCAGCAGCAUAUCAACCAACCAAUCACUGCAGAAAACCUCAUAAAUUCCUAGGCUACAGCUAGGAUGGGUCACACAUGAGUGGGAGGACACCUCGACGUACAGAAUAGUAAAGCUUUGUGAAUUAUCUUGUUUGCACAUUAGCUUUAGAUGUGUGGGUUGAAAAAAGGGCUUUUCAUAUUUCAUAGGAUUUCAUAUUGCAGUCUAUUUAACCUGACAGUUCAAAACCAGACUUAGAAAAUGUAUGAGGACUCCCAGGGCAACUUGAUUUGAAUCUGCACUUUACUACCGCGGAGUUAAGAUUUGAUAUGGCAUUAAUCAAGUUCAUGUCUUAAUACCAGUUUGACAAUAAACCCAUGUUGCACUUGU
Messenger RNA from Cottoperca gobio, 4392 nucleotides. It is a transcript of the gene fem1c, whose product is annotated as fem-1 homolog c. Bases 847 to 2703 code for a protein of 618 amino acids. NCBI's taxonomy places the organism in Eukaryota, Metazoa, Chordata, Actinopteri, Perciformes, Bovichtidae. The record is from RefSeq and is a predicted model, not a curated record. The transcript has 6 exons. Gene Ontology annotation, molecular function: protein binding.